Hyaena hyaena (striped hyena) is the source of this 703-nucleotide messenger RNA. RefSeq lists its product as uncharacterized. The record is from RefSeq and is a predicted model, not a curated record. Bases 1 to 660 code for a protein of 219 amino acids. The transcript has 3 exons. Lineage: Eukaryota; Metazoa; Chordata; Mammalia; Carnivora; Hyaenidae.
AUGACACAGCUUAUCCCUACCACCAAAUACAAAGACAUCUGCACUGUGGUGGAAGAUGAGGAGCCACCUCCCACUGCCGCUCCCCAAACCCUCCGCAACAACCCUACCCUCUCUGGCCGCGCACCCACGCAGCGCCCUAAGGAGAAGUUUCACAACGGCCUCCCUCCCGCCAGCCCGCCCGACGUCCCUCCAACAGCUGGAGGCCCGGGAUUCCGAGAGCAGAAGGAGGAGUUCGACUUCCCGGCGAGGGAGGGGUGCGCGGCCGGAACCGGGGCAGACCGGGCCAAGUCUUCUAGGAGGCUCCCGGGCAGGGAGCCCGGCCUCUCUGGGCUGUCGGGAGACACGAAGUGCUCGGAGAGGGGCAGCUUCUCAAGCCGGGACCUGAACCCCUGGAAAUGCCCUCUCCGCUCCCGCGGGGCCUCCGUCAGCUGGACCCUCAUGCCCUCCCUGGGACAAGCCUCAGAGCGUACGGACGCCGACGUUUCAGGCCGCUACUCACCAGGUCCUUCCAACUUCCCGGCCGUGAGCCUGGACCGCCCCGGGGCGCGGGAACAAGCCCGGUGCCCCGGCGCGUUCCAGGCGCUCCCGCGGAUGCCGGCGCCUUCCUCCCAGCUGGCCCUUCCUACAGGCGCCGGACCCGCCCGCCCGGUGGGGGAAUGAGAGCUGUUCGUUCUGAGUAGAAGAGCAAAGACAGACUUGUCCU